GUCUCAUGAAAAAAUGAAUACAUCAUUAGAAGCACCACUGUUUGAUAUCGAUUAUUCAGAAGACCAACUACAUACACCUUUAACAGACGAUCGCUAUACUGAGGUUGAAAAUUUUUGUACACCCGAUUCACUAAAAGCGUCUUGUAACUAUAUCAAUAUUCUUUUAACAAGUUAUGGAUAUCCUGUGCCACUUGUAUUUGAAUCAAACGAUACUCAAGAUACAUGCAAAAUAGUCAAUUGUAUCUAUACUUUAAUUCAUGAUCGAAAGAAAGACGAAAAAGAGCGUGAAGACUAUAUAGAAAUCAUUCAACAAAUGAAAAAAGAACGCAUUGAACUAGAAAACCAAUUGACUCAAGCAAAACGUGAACAUCAACUCGUAAAGAAGCAUUACUCAGAAACCAAAGCAAAACUAGAGGCAAAUGAAGCCAUUCACCAGAAACAAGUGAUACAGAACACCCGAUUAAAAGAAGAGAUCAGCAAAGUCAAGCAUAAUCUACAGUACAUGAAAGCACAAUACAGUCAUGAAACAAAAAGACAUGAACAAGAAUUAGCAAAGACACAAGAUAGACUAGUGACUAUGAUGAACAAUCGACACCAAAUCAAUGUUACUACACUUGACAUGAAUUCUCAUUUUGCUACCACACUUAAUAAUGAAUCUGACAAUGAUGAAAUUGUUCAGAUUCGAAAAAUGUAUACCAAUUUGUUGAACCAGACUAAAGAAAGAGAAAUUCAGGCACGAAAUGAAAGUGAGGAUUUAAGGGCCAGUUUGAUGAAUUUAUAUACAGGCGUACGACGAUUAUUAGAGACACAGAUACAACAGUUUGAUGGGAUCCAAACCAAACAAGCCCCGAGAAAUUCAUUUGAAGAAGUGGCUCGAUUUCGAUUACCUAUGGAUUGUGGUGGUAAAGAAGCAAUUGAGUUAGUCAAUGAUCUGCUGGACAGAUUAAAAGCAGAAUGGGAUUAUCAAAUACAGGAUCAACCACGUAUAUACACUGAACAAGACAUGUUGGAGAAACAAGAUCAUAUCUUGACAUUGGAACAAACCAUAGAAGAGUUGCUAGAUACCAUUGAUCAAACAAAAGAAGAGUAUGAAGAAAAGACAAAAAUGUAUAGGCGAUUUGAACAAGGUGGUUUUUUUGAAACUUUAUACCCAACACCACAAGAUAUACAACCCAUGUCAGAUGAUGAAGAUGAUAUUGUGGUUGAUCUUGUUGAAGGAAGACCUGAGAAAUACAAUGCUUUAAGACAAAAAGCAAUGCAAGAUCAACAUGCCCUUACAGAAUCUGCCAUAGAAUUAGCAAGACAAAGAGAACAACUAGAAGCUGAACGUUGGGCAUUCAACGAGAUGAAAAGAGCACUUGAAAUGCAAGAAGUACUUCAUGAACCAUCCAAUCCUUCUUCUCCUAUAACUCCUCCUACUCCUUCUCAUUUACACAGACAAACACUAGGUGAAUCAGAUAGAGCACGUAAAAGACUUCGAUCCUUUUUAGGUGCACCAUCAGAAAGAUAAAAUGUCAUUUAAAAGAAAAUAAAGGACCUGUCAAAAAAC
This is a messenger RNA of Gilbertella persicaria, 1549 nucleotides long. RefSeq names its product Afadin and alpha-actinin-binding-domain-containing protein. Bases 14 to 1510 code for a protein of 498 amino acids. Lineage: Eukaryota; Fungi; Mucoromycota; Mucoromycetes; Mucorales; Choanephoraceae. The record is from RefSeq and is a predicted model, not a curated record. The transcript is spliced from 11 exons.